AUGAUGGCGAAUUCAUCAAGUGUUGGAUCAGUAUGCGACAGUUCUACGUUGGCAAUGAGUAAGUCUCGAACGCGACGUCAGAAAGCAAACACUCGAGAACGGAAUCGAAUGCACGGCCUUAAUCAGGCCUUGGAUAAACUUCGGCAACGUGUCCCUAUCACUACGCAGCAUCAAAAAUUAUCAAAAAUUGAAACUCUACGAUUGGCGAGGAACUAUAUCGCUGCUUUGAAUCAUAUUUUGGACAACAACAUGCAACCAAGUCCUUUAGAAUAUGCAAAUAUGUUAAGCAAUGGAAUGAGUCAAACGACAACCAAUUUGAUAGCUACACUACUAAACGUGCCACCACGUUUACUGGCUCUUACUCAACAGCAGCGUUACAAACAUGAUCAAAAUGGAUACAAUUUUUAUAACUCUUUUUAAUCAUCGGAUGCAGCAAGUAGUAUUAAUGAUGCCCACAAAAGAGAGAGUAAUAGAGGAAUACAUUCCUUACAUUCUCCUUCUGCAAACCAAUCACAGCUCUCGACCUCAGUUCAUAUGUCAUCAUUCUCUGAAAUACACUAA
Molecule: messenger RNA, 561 nt
Organism: Thelazia callipaeda (thelaziosis nematode)
Lineage: Eukaryota; Metazoa; Nematoda; Chromadorea; Rhabditida; Thelaziidae
Source: the annotation of a GenBank genome assembly